Pistacia vera is the source of this 2152-nucleotide messenger RNA. Its product is annotated as G-type lectin S-receptor-like serine/threonine-protein kinase CES101. Bases 47 to 2152 code for a protein of 701 amino acids. The record is from RefSeq and is a predicted model, not a curated record. Gene Ontology annotation, molecular function: ATP binding; protein serine/threonine kinase activity. Lineage: Eukaryota; Viridiplantae; Streptophyta; Magnoliopsida; Sapindales; Anacardiaceae. The transcript has 6 exons. Gene Ontology annotation, biological process: protein phosphorylation; recognition of pollen.
GUUACAAGAAACACACUCAUAAAAAUCCUUUGCAGAAAUUUGGCAAAUGGCUUGGAUUUGCCUACUCUUCCUCAUCAUGUCAGGCAUCUUACGGCCUAACCAUUGUUCUAUUGUGGAAGUAGAAAACUUCAGAGAUACACUCAAACAAGGCCAGCAGCUCCAGGACUGGGAGCACCUAUUAUCUAAAGACACCGAGUUCAGGUUAGGAUUCAUUAAUCUUGAUUCAGACGUCGGUUCUUCUGCUCCUCGUUAUAUAGGAAUAUGGUUAUGGGACAAAGAAAUAGUGUGGGUGGCCAACCCAGAAAAGCCGGUUCCUGAUUCCUCUGGUGUUUUAAGAUUAGAGAGUGAUGGCACAUUGAAGAUUACAUACAGGGGUGGAGCAUCAAUAGCUGUAAAUUCCAUUCAAGAAACAAAAACUUCACAGAGAAAUAUAACUGCCACCCUACUUGAUUCCGGUAACCUUGUAGUGAAAGGAGUUGAUUCUGAUGGAUUAGCAGGACCAGUCUUGUGGCAGAGUUUUGAUUACUCGACAAACAUGUUACUGCCUGAAAUGAAACUAGGCUGGAACCUGAAAACCGGACAUGAAUGGUAUCUUUCUUCAUGGGUAAGCGACAAAGUGCCUUCUCCGGGGGCUUUCAAGCUUGGACUGGAUCCUGAUGGAUCUGAUCAACUGAUUGUUUGGCGGCGAGGGGAAGUUUAUUGGAGAAGUGGGCUUUGGAAAAAUGAGAGUUUUGAAAUGGCACCUGAGCUGACAUCUAUAGCAGAUGGAGAGUGGAAAUUCAGAUUUGUUACAAAUGAGAAUGAAAGGUAUUUUUCUUAUUCAGAUAAAAAAAGCUCUACUAAAUCAAGUAUGCGUUGGAAGUUAACCUCUUGGGGCCAUAUUGAGCUGUCUGCUAGUAAUUCGCACGAUACUUAUGGUUCCACCUCAGUUAGUGAAGUCAGCCCAUGCAGUAACUUUGAAAUGAAAAACAAUUCUUCUAUCUGUCUAAAAGAAAAGCCUGCUAACUGCAGGAAUGGUAAAGAGUUGAUUGUGCUAAGAAAAGGGUUUAUGAGGAAUAUGAGUACAUGGUUUUUCGAAGAUAACAAAAGCUUGAGUCUAAGUGAUUGUCAUGCCAAAUGCUGGAAAAAUUGUUCUUGUAUUGCCUUUCAAUCUGCCUCUAAAGAUGGCACUGGAUGCUGGCUUUUUCCCAGGGGAACAGAUUUUAUUCAGGAUGAAUAUUUGGAUGAUGUUUACCUUCUUACUCCAGUACACAACCAAGAAUCAACCGAUAGGAAGAAAAAUCGUUCGAGAAGCAUAAAAAGCAGGUGGUGGAUAUGGUUUAUUGUAGCUAUUGCACCUGUCUUAGCAAUCUUGUGUUACUUAAGGAGGAGAAACAGAAGACUCAAGCAACUAACAGGAUCUAAAAUAUCACCCUCCAAAAAUGGUAAAAAGGAAGGCAAAGAGUUGUUGCUGUUCAGUUUUCUUCAAUUAGCAACAGCCACAAAUAAUUUCUCACCUGAUUAUAAGCUUGGAGAAGGUGGUUUUGGACCGGUUUAUAUGGGAAAGUUAGCGGAUGGGCAAAAAAUUGCGGUCAAGAGACUUUCUAGAACUUCAGGACAAGGGCUAGUAGAGUUCAAGAAUGAAAUUACACUAAUUGCUGAGCUUCAACACAUGAAUCUUGUCCGGCUUAUUGGUUGUUGCAUUGAAGAAGAAGAAAAGCUGCUAAUAUAUGAGUACAUGCCGAAUAAAAGCUUGGACUCCUUUAUUUUUGAACCUACAAAAAGAGAAAAAUUAGAUUGGAAGACACGUUUCAACAUCAUUGAAGGGAUUUCACAAGGACUUCUUUAUCUCCACAAAUAUUCUAGAUUGAGAGUUAUACAUAGAGAUUUAAAAGCAAGUAAUAUUUUACUUGAUGAUGAGAUGAAUCCCAAAAUAUCAGACUUUGGCUUGGCUAGAAUUUUUGGACAUAAUGAAUGUGAAGCAAAUACAAAGAGGGUUGUUGGAACAUAUGGAUAUAUGUCUCCCGAGUAUGCAAUGAACGGAAUUUUCUCUGUCAAGUCGGAUGUCUAUAGUUUCGGAGUAUUGCUACUAGAGAUUAUAUGUGGCAUGAGGAACAAUGCACUUUCUCAUGAAUCAGGCCCUCUGAGCCUCAUUGAACAUGUAAGUCGAUAA